Messenger RNA from Dunckerocampus dactyliophorus (ringed pipefish), 1127 nucleotides. It is a transcript of the gene ankrd22, whose product is annotated as ankyrin repeat domain 22. The record is from RefSeq and is a predicted model, not a curated record. The transcript has 6 exons. Gene Ontology annotation, molecular function: protein binding. NCBI's taxonomy places the organism in Eukaryota, Metazoa, Chordata, Actinopteri, Syngnathiformes, Syngnathidae. Bases 122 to 985 code for a protein of 287 amino acids.
GUCUCACGCGCCUGCCGCUCACGCGGAAAGUGACGGCGACCAGACUUGAGCUAAAUAGAAUUGAAGCUAGUUGUGCCUCAGAAAAAAAGAAGCUAGUUGUGCUAAAAAAAAAUACGCUAAAAUGGCUGAAAGCUCAUCAUGCUUCCGCACGCCGAGAGGAUGGUGGAGCUCAAAGAUCGUCUACAGACGAAGAGCCGUCACUCCGACGAGGUGCAGAGCUCUACUGUGCGCAUGCGCUGACCAAGCUAAAACGCGACGUGAUGCUGACUCUGACAAAUAUUACAGCUACACGAAAGGAAGUGUUCAGACUUGUCAGGUGUGUUCCCGCUGGCUGGCAGACAUGGGCCAGGUGUAUUCGCAGCCUGCGUGUCAGUUUGCAUACGACGGCGACGUCCAUCAGCUGUUUGCCCUGCUGAGCCAUGACCCCGGUGCCGUCGACGUGCAGGAUGAGGUCACCGGGGACACGCCCCUCAUAGCCGCCUCUCGCCGUGGCAACCUGAGUGCGGUCCACUUCCUGCUGGACAACCGGGCCGACCCGGGCCUCAGCAACAAGGUGAGUGAUGGGGGCCAUGAUGCCCUGUUGUGCUGUCGUUGUGUAUUGUUGUGUAUCGUUGUUGUGCAGAAGCGUCGCACGUGUCUUCACUACAUAGCCAAGCAGAACUUUUCUCUACUGGACCACCUCAUCAUUCUCAUCCUCAUGCCCAUACUCCUGCUGGGAUACUUCCUCAUGUUACACAAGCAACGGCGCAAUGAGGCCCUGAUGAAGGAAGUGCUAAACAGCAACGUGGACGUCAAUGCGCUGGACUACAAAGGAAACACAGCUCUUCACUACGCGUGUCUGAGGAAACGUCAACAUUUGGUUCCUCUGCUACUCCUCCGAGACGCCGACCCCCAUGUCAAGAACCACGACGGGGAGACGCCGUUGGACAUCGCCAUGAGAUUAAAGUACACCAAAGUGGUGCGGCUGCUGAGGAAGACGCAGUGACUCGCACUUGGCACUUGAGGGUGGCGCCACAAAUGCCAUGAAGAAACAGCCUCAACUUUCAUAGUCAGCUCAAACGUUCUUCCAAAACAUUCAUGCCUGACCAGCUCUUCAUGAAAGGAAAUAUAUUUAUUUCACUCCAAAC